This is a messenger RNA of Brenthis ino (lesser marbled fritillary), 8295 nucleotides long. Lineage: Eukaryota; Metazoa; Arthropoda; Insecta; Lepidoptera; Nymphalidae. The record is from the annotation of a GenBank genome assembly.
AUGAAGAGUAAACCUGUAAAGCAUAAAUCCACCAAUACUUUCCGUUUUGUUCCAUUUGCUGAGCGGAUAAAUUCUAUAGAUAUCCGACAUGCAGCAUUAUAUCACAUUGAACAUGCUUACGCGAGUCAGCCAGGUGAAAAUGAAACACACUUCCACCUGGCCUUACAAAAAUGGCAUGGACUUAAUUUGUCAGAAAACUUUAAAAAAUUUAAGAAAGAAGUCUUCGGUGUAAUUACUGUUCCACAACUUAUUCACAAGAAGAAUGAAGUGUUAGAUAUACUGGAAAAAUAUUUAGAACUAGAAGACCAGUUAUGUCUUCAGCCAUUGCUGGAAAUUUUGGUAUCUGCAGCAAAAGAUUUGAGAAGUGAUUUUUACCCACAUUUUCCAAAAUUUCUCGAUAUUUUAAUUAAAUUAUUGAAUACAAAAGAUGUUGAGAGGUUAGAGUGUACUUUAAUCUGCUUGGCAUUUUUAUUUAAAACAUUAAAACCUUAUUUAAAGAAGGAUGUUGGAGUUGUAUUGACUAGAAUAAUACCUCUAUUGAGUGAAUCAAAACCACAAUAUAUAAAUAACUUUGCUGCUGAGAGUUUUGCAUUUGUGGCAAGAGAUAUAAGAGAUAAAAAAAAAUUUAUAGACCUUAUCCUUAAUUAUCUGCAAAGUAAUGAUGAUGCUAUAUCUGGCUGCGGACAUUUAUUAUUUGAAAUAGUAAGAGGUGUUAGUAAUAAAUUUCAUAGUUGUAUAGAAAGUAUUCUUCCACUUUUAUUAGAACAUCUUAAAGAAAAGAAGGAACAUCAAGAUAUCUUAUUUAAAGUCUUAACGCAAACUUUUGAAGAUAGCUUACAAAAUAUUGUGCCUAAAGAAUUUAAUAUAGUUUGGACUCACAUUCACAAAUGUAUAGAAGAAAUAAUAAAAGAUGAUGAACAAAAUACAGGAUUGGAAUAUAUUUUGAGAUUAACAGGUCAAAUAAUAGAACACCAACAAGGAAAAUAUUUAUUAAACCCCCAACAAUUUGCUUUACUGCUAGUUAAAAUUAUAUGUAGGCAGACAUCAGAAAAUAUUUUAGAAGUCUGUUCACAAAUUGGAGCUCUAAUGUUACUAUCUUCAAAUAUUUCCCUUUCUCAAGAGCAUGCUGGGAUUAUUGUUAAAGUACUAUUACCAUUACCAUAUUCAAGCAUUCUAAUUAAUUUUGUACAAAAUGUGAUACAAUAUUCACAAUUCGAUAUGCACAUUCUUCCACCAUUUAUAAAAUUUGUGAUUCAAUCAAAUUUUGAUAGUGAUGCAAUGGCUACUUUGGCAAAGAUUUGUCUUACAAAAUCACCUUUGUCUAAAAAUGGCUUAAAGCUUUUUGAGUGGGUAAAAUAUCCUAUGGAUUUUGGUAAAGGACAAGCCCUAUUAUUAGAACAUAUUAAAAAUGUCCUGACUGAAAACAUUCAAAAGGUUAUUGAGAACCCAACUAAUCUCAUGAAUGUGUUAUACUGUUUGCCGCAUAUAGAAAAUAUGAAUGUUGAAAUAUGCAUAAAAAUGCUAAGCAAUCUUAUUUCGAAAUUCUUAGAAGUGCUAGUGAGUUACAAUCUUGAAGCCCAAACAGAGGAGAACAAAUUUCAUUGUGAUACUACACCUGUGUCAAAAUUAGCCAGAAAAGUAAUGUUUUUGCUAGCUAAUACUAUGGAAUGUGCUAUACACAUAUCAAGUUGUAAGCAAUUAAAGGACAUAUGUGACAUUGAGAUUCUACUGCCAAUAAUACUGCCAUGUGCAGCGGAUCCUAAUUACUUAGUUGCACUCCAUAUAACAGAUUUGUAUUUGACUGCUUAUGAACAUGAAAAUGGUUUGACUUAUCCAUUUUUAUCGUUAGUAGACUCUUAUUUGAGGCCAAAUAUAUCAUCACCUUUUCAUAUUGUGCGUUUAUUGACUACUCACAUUUACAAAUUGUUUGAAAACAUCGAUGAGUUAAAUAAAAGUGUACAAGUUGGUGGAGAUAUUGAAAGAUUCUCCAUUUUCACUAACUGCUUUACAAUUGAAUCUAUAUCACCAUCUAUCCAAGAAUAUAGAAUGCAGUUGAAUUUGCUUCAAAAAAUGGUGUUUAAUACAACACAAUACGAGCUAGCUAAAGAGACAGAUUUUCAUCUUUUCCCCUUGAAUUAUAUGUUGGGAGUUUUGUAUAUCAAUUUUAAGCUAUUAUGGGAACCCGUUGUGGAAUUCAUUGCAGGCUAUGGCAAUGCUUUAAAUGCAGAAGAUUUCUGGCCUACAUUUUAUAAAUCACUAGAGUGUUCUUUUGCUAAUGCCAAAAGUAACUUGAAAUUAUUUCAAUUUGAAGAUGAUUUAGUUGAUAAUAAGCUGAUUAAAGAAAUUUAUUCAGAUUAUACCAGUAUUUUGGAAAGGCCUGAUCUGUAUAACUAUAGGAAUUUGAUUUUAAAAAUAAUGACAAACUCUAUUCAAGUUUGUGAAGCCAAAAAUAGAGAUGUAGUUGUUCUGUUUUUAAAGUUCAUAGAUGAAGAAUAUAGGAGAAGUGAUACAAUGAAUGCUCUCAAAAUUGAUAUUGAAAAACGAAACAAAGAAGAAGAAAUGGAUUCAGAUGAUAAAUCAAUUGCUGAUGAUGAAGAAAAUAUGGAGAUGCCUGAUGAAAAUACCCAAGACACAGUGUCCGGCAAAAUUGUUUUUAAAACAUUAAUAAACAUAAUGCAAGUAUUAUCGCAAUUUAAGAACCCGAGAGCUCUUCACAAAGAACCUGUAUUUUGGGAAUUAUAUUUGGAGUUUCUUAAACAUAAGAAUCCUGGUCUCCAGAAAUACGCAUUAGAUUGUGUCUUAAAUUAUAAAAAUAAAAGUGUUACACCAUACAAAACAAAUUUACAUAACUUGGUAGAUGAAAAGAAAUUCAAAGACGAACUAACACAGUUUAAAAUAACUGAAGAUUCACAAACAAUUCAACCAGAACAUAGAGAGCAUGUAAUACCAAUUAUACUAAGAAUACUUUAUGGUAAAAUGACGUCCAAGUUAGUUGCUGAUAAGAAAGGUGGUGGUCAAGCAAGAAGAUCCUUAGUAAUGCGAUAUUUGAGUGGAUGUAAUGAGAAUGAAUUGAAAAUGUUUAUAGAAAUGGCAUUCUCCUAUUUUAAGAAUUAUAUGACGAUGGAGCCAAAAGAAAUAUAUACUAGUAUAUUUGAUAAUACGGACCUCAAAUCUGUAACAAGUCCUGGGAAAUUGCAUAGUAUUUUGAAUCUGUUUGAUGUAGUGCGAGAAUAUUUUGGUGGUUACAUGAAAGACCAAUUGCUAUCAGACUUUUUCAAAAUAUUUUACGCAGUUUCUUCAAACUUGGCAAGUGUUUUAUCAAAUGUAGACAAAGUACACGUUAGUUACGUAAAAGUAAUGAAAAACCUUCGAACUAUAUCUAUCAGUACACUGGGGAAAUUGUUUGAUCAGUUUGAAAAAUAUGUUUGGAGUAAGGAUGAGUUAUUUGUUAUAUUUGAAACAUUGAUAUGGCCACUCGUUACCCGCUUGCACAUUGAGGGUAUUCAUAGUCCCACUGCACUAUUGAAGCUUUUCAAUAUAUGGUGUCAAAAUCCCAGAUAUUAUAUACUGUUUGUUACAUGCUCUGAAAAAGAUUCUUCGCUAAGUGUUCUGCCUGCUAUAUUCAAACUUUUGCUAGCACCCAAAACCACACCUGGAGUAGUCAACUUAAUACUAGACAUGAUCGAAAAGUUAUUGACUUUGACAGAAGAUGAAGAAGAUAAAGAGGUCUCAAAUAUAGAGUCGUUUUGUGUACUAAAAGUUAGUGGUGAAGACAAAACUGAAAUAAACUUUGGAAGUAAACUUUUAAUUCCGCAUCUGCCAAGUAUUUUAGAGGUUAUGAAAAGACGUAUAGCCAAUUCGGCAAAAUCAAAUACAGUAAAUAAAAGAGAUCUCUUGAUAUUGUCACGAGUGACAGAAAUGGUGACUACUCCAGAAAUGUGCGACGAGUUACUGAGUUUACUAUUGCCCAUAUUGGUAAAGAAAGUCUGCAUGCAUAUGGCUGAAGAGAAUAUGGAGCAUGCGGUCAAUACAAUUAUAAACUUGCUUGGACAUAGCACGAAUCCACAACAAUACAUUAAAAAUAUAGCCAUUUUGUUCAAUAAAGUUGGACCGGUUGAAGUAAGAAAGCUUCUCAUCAAAUUGCUAUCAUCGAUAGCUGAGAAUGCAACUGAUAAUAAAGAUGCAUUGUCUAAAAUAGCACGCGUAGUAACAGAAAUGAAUGCCUUUAAUAAGAGAUGGAUUGAACAACCCGAUUUCGAUAGGAGAUUGGAUGCAUACAAACUAAUAUAUCAAAUGUUAGAUACAAAUGAAAUUGAUGUUGAUCUCACGAUUUUGAUUGUUAAUAAUUGCUUCUACUUUAUACGCACUGAAAAAGAUAUAGGAUUACGUGAUAGUGCAGGGUUAUGCCUGAAAAAAAUCCUUCCCAAACUACUAACAAAGUACCGUUCAGCGACAGAUGGGCAAUUUUUGGUUCGAGAUACUGUUUUAUCUCUUAUAUCUACCGGUAUUAGGGAUAGUAAAAAUGAUAUUGUACGAAAUGAAAGUAUUAUGUUACUUGGAGAACUCGUACGAGAAUGUCCAGACGUUGAUGUUGUAUUAUCAGAUUUAGCACCUCUAGCAAAUAAAGAAGAUAUUGAAGUUGACUUCUUUGAAAAUUCUUGUCAUUUACAGUUACAUAGAAAAGUAAGAGCUUUAUUAAAGUUCAGCAAAGUUGCUAAAAAGUUAAUAAAAUGUCCAACACCCAGAACUCUUACAAAUUUUAUUUUGCCUUUAGCUUCUAUGUACAUUUGCGACGAAAAAUUCAGCGAUAAAAAUACUCUAAUAGAUGCUUGUAUAGAAGUUAUCUCAACGUGCUGUAGGUUAUUACCCUGGUAUCAUUACGAAGUGAUACUAAAGUUGUAUUUGAAUAAAAUGCGUCAUUCAUCAGAAUAUCAAAAACAACUAACACGUAUAAUAAUCGGUAUAUUAGACGCAUUCCAUUUCGAUUUUUCUAAAGUUAAAAAUAUUGAACUCCCAAAAGCUUUGAUCAAUAAUAUAAGAAUUAACAACAUUUUCAAGAAAGCAAGUAAAGACGAAGUAAAAAAAUCUGACAAUAACAAACUCGACGCAAGUGACUUUGAAAAUGAGGACGAAGAAGAAAACAAGAAUGAAGGCAACAUUGAAGAUAUAGAAACUGAUUUACUUGGAGAAGAAGAAAAAGAUGAUGAAAAUCAAAUUAAUAAAGAAAUAUCCAAUGUACCAGCAUUUGAAAGAAUCACAAGUGUAUCGCCAUCGGUAGCUAAUAGAAUCAUCAAAUCUCUUUCUGCGGGACUUUUGCCACAGCUUAAUCGCGCAAUCGGAAAACUAACUGAGCAUGAAGAAUCUCAUAAAGUCAACAGGCGACGUACAGGAAUGGCACGCUUGGAAGAGGAUAUGUUACGAGUUCCCAUUGCUCUUGCAUUAGUUAAACUCCUUCAAAGACUUCCGGGAGACAUUUUAAAGCAUCAACUUCCGGGGAUCAUUAUAAAAUUAUGCUCAUUUUUAAAAUCUCCAUUAAAGCAAGUCAGAAUUGCUGCACGAGAUAUUGUUAAGAAAAUAAUGUUAACAGUAGGUACACCUUACUUAGGUGUGCUCUUAGAACAUCUUACAUUGUUAUUAACAAGAGGCUACCAAGUGCAUGUCCUAGUUGCUACAAUACAUACCGUAUUAGAAGCUUUAAAAAGUGAUUUUAACACUGGAGAUAUUGACCAAAAUCUCGAUUACAUAAUCGAUGUUUGUACUAACGAUCUAUUUGGAGCUCUAUCUGAAGAAAAAGAGGUGGAUAAACUCCAUUACAAAACACCUGAAGCUAAACCAAGCAAAAAGAGUUACGUUACUCUCAUGAUAGUAUCUCAAAAUAUUACGGAAAAAUGUCUAAUAAAUCUUCUAUUACCAUUCAAAGAAGUUUUACAAAAGCAUCACUCGAAGAAAAUUGUGGUCAAAGUCCAAGAAGCGCUAAUGCACAUUACUACUGGCUUAGUUUCAAAUAAAUUUAUCGAUGUCGAAUCUCUCUUUGUUUUUCUACACGGGUUAGCGUCAGAAAGUAUACCAGAAUUCGUUCUGAGUGCACCAAAACGUGAACUAACGGAAGCCCAAAGAGAAAAAAUGUUAAGAGCGAAGCCAGAUUGCUUUAUCAUACCAGAAAUUCCUAAACGUAAUAAGGAAUCGCAAGCUAGGAAUGUUAAAACAUCAUCAAAAACAAAUGCUCACGUACUAGUGGAGUUCAGUUUGAAUAUCCUACAUGUCAUACUUAAAAGGGAAAAGGUUCCGAGGAUAGAUUGCAGGGCAUUUGUAGAUCCUUUAAUCCCACUUUUGGUAGAUGCAUUGAAAAGUGAUCACGUGAAAGUGACGACAAUUGCGAUGAAAUGUAUAGCGACACUAUGGACUAUCAGAAUUAGUACGCCAACAUUAGAAGAAAUGGUUAAAGAUAUCGUAAAUACAAUAUUUUCUAUACUGCAUAAGUAUGCUACUUUUGAAAUUAGCAAGCAAAAUGAUAAUUAUCAUUUAGUUAGGAAUUCAUUUAAGGCAGUAACCGUUUUGAUACGAAACGUAAAGUACUACACAUUAGAAGCAGAUCAAUUAAAGACUCUUCUACUGUACGCAGAAGAGGACUGUCAGAAUGACGAAAAACAGGCUAAUUCGUUUUCUUUACUGAAAGCCAUCUUGGAAGCUAAAUUGGUUUCAAACGAAUUGCACGAAGUUAUGGAAAAAGUUUCUAAGAUUUGUAUUUUAAGUGAAUCUGCUAGAUCAAGGGAGGAAGCUCGAACAAUAUUCGUCAACUAUUUAACACAUUAUUCUCCCGGUAAAAGAUUGGAGAAAUACAUACAAUUUUUUGUAACUCAGUUAAAUUAUGAACUCCAACAUGGGAGAGAGUCGUCAUUAAAAUUCUUGGAUAUGAUCAUCGGUAAACUUAAUACCGAUCAGUUGAAAAAUCACGGGGACUUCAUGUUCUUAUCUCUCGGGGCGUGUAUGAUCAACGAUAGUGCACCGGAGUGCAGGGCGUCCGCCGCCGCUUGUAUUGAAGCGAUUCUAAGCAAAAUGACCCUUUUGGGCAGAAAUAAGAUGUUCGAUUUGGUACUUGCCUUCUUUAAGGAUAACCAGCCAAUACAUUUCGAAUUGGCCGCCCAAUUAAGCAUUCGCUUCGUAAAUGUAGAAGGAGAUAAAUUCCAAAGUCGUCUCAACUCCAUUCUUCCACUAGUGAGCGGCAAAAUAUUAUUACUAAGUAACGACAUAACAGAAGGCAGGUUCGUCAAAAUAAAACUUGACCAAGGCGACGAAAAGACUGACGAAGAUAAACAAAAGGAAAAAGACCACAGUUUAAUACAGAUGUUGAAUCUUAUAGACAAAAUUACUAUAAAUUGUGCGUCUACUUUGAAAAAUAAAAAAUAUUUUGCUGAUUACGACGAAAUCGGUCAGCAAUGUAAAGCCUUAUUAGCGUAUCCUCAUUCGUGGGUCAGAUUAAAAUCUGCUAAGAUAAUAGGCACGCUUCUAGAAGCGAUUGAUCCACAAGAAUUAAAUGAUAAGUCUAAAGAAAUUGAAUGUGAAAGAGGCUUUAUAUUUGACGGUACAGAGGACUGCUUACGAAGUCUUACUUUAGAUUUAUGCGCACAAUAUACUCCUAACGUGUCAAAAGAAAUGGCAGAACAGGUAACAGCGGUGUUGUUCCAAAUACUAAAGUUAGUUCACGCGAUGCCAUGUUUCAAAAUAAUAAGUAAAAGUCAAGCAGAUGAAGGAGACACGGAACAAAACGCGAAAGUGAAUAUUCGAUGGAUUCUAUUCAAACUACGGAAAGCUGUCAACGUAGAAGUCGCUAAAGCGCCUAACUCGAUGAAUAUUAGGAUAGCAAUAUUUACAAUGUGGCUUCAUCUCAUAAGUUCUCUGGAAACAGAAGAUCUUAACACCGUAAUAGAUAUAUUCCUGCCGGCGAUUGUUCGAGAACUUUCCAUAGGGGAAGGUUCUUCGUCUCCCGUAAAGCAAUUAGCAGGGAGAUUGGGUAAGAAAUUGAGAAGGAAAGUCGGGGAUAUCGAAUAUAGCAAGAUGGCGGCGGAAGCGCAGACACGGCUGAAUGUGAGAAGAGCUGAGAGGAAGAAGAUAAUAUUACAAGAAAAAGUAAAUAAUCCAGAGAGAGCGGCGAAAAGAAAACUUCAACUCAAAGAGAAGAAGAAAAAAGCAAAGAAAGUUAAAUUGGAAAUGUUGCACGGAAAAAGACCAAGAGCCAAAAAACGAAAGGCUGAAGAUAUGGAUAUUGAAGAUGAAUUAUUAAAAGAUACAGAUGAU